Fundulus heteroclitus (mummichog) is the source of this 2333-nucleotide messenger RNA. RefSeq names its product late endosomal/lysosomal adaptor, MAPK and MTOR activator 1 (gene lamtor1). Gene Ontology annotation, cellular component: Ragulator complex; lysosome; late endosome membrane. Gene Ontology annotation, molecular function: guanyl-nucleotide exchange factor activity; molecular adaptor activity. The transcript has 5 exons. The record is from RefSeq and is a predicted model, not a curated record. Bases 237 to 719 code for a protein of 160 amino acids. Gene Ontology annotation, biological process: positive regulation of TOR signaling; cellular response to amino acid stimulus; endosomal transport. NCBI's taxonomy places the organism in Eukaryota, Metazoa, Chordata, Actinopteri, Cyprinodontiformes, Fundulidae.
AAGUAGUCGUUGUGUUAUUGUUGCACCACAGCUGCUGUCAUGUGAUAGCCUGCCUGAGCAAGCUGCUGCGCUCAGUAGCUUUUUUACCUUCGCCCCGGGUUAAGUUAGAGGCAGGCAGGCUGGCGAUCAGCUUUAUGUUUGUUGCGGAAGAACCACACGGCUCGUUUGUGAAGGAGAGCAAGGGAAGCCGGGGUUGUGCAGUUUGACCCCCCCCCUCCCCACCCGCGGACGCAGCCAUGGGUUGCUGCUACAGUGGCGAGGACGACAGCUCCAGAGAGAAGUCUGAUGAGACCGAUCCGCUGAUCCCUCAUCCGAACCCUGUGAGCAAGCCUCCAAAUGGGACGGAUUGGAUCCCAAACAGCGUCCCCCCUGCACAGACAGAUGGACAAGCCCUCCUAACAUCCAUCCUGACAAAGACGGCACAGAACAUCAUUGAUGUCUCGGCAGCCGACUCUGUUGUGAUGGAGCAACAUGAAAUCAUGGACAAAGCUAGGCAGUACAGUACAAAACUGGCUGUGUUGAGCACCAGCUUGCCUCAGAAGAAAGCCCUCACUCUUCCCUCCCUAACAAGCCAGCCCCACCAAGUGCUUGCAAGUGACCUGGUGCCAUACUCGGAUGUUCAACAGGUAUCCAAGAUAGCAGCCUACGCUUACAGUGCAAUCUCUCAAAUCAAAGUGGAUGCGAAAGAGGAGCUGGUUGUCCAGUUUGCCAUUCCCUGACUUGCGUCUGCGUAUGGUUCUUCGCAUCCCACUCGCUCUGUGCCACUCCUGCUUCGUCAUCCUCCAGUCCACCUUUUUUGUUAUUAAAGCAUUUUGGUCAUCCUGCUUCUUAGCUCUGCCACGAACUUCUGUGAAGACAGGAAGCGAAGGACCCCCCCCCCCCCCCCCCUCCCAAGCCCCAAACUGUCUUUUAGUGAAAUGAUUUUUGGCAGACGAGCCAUGGAGGUGGCUUCUGACUGAUGUUUGUGACGAUCCAUUUCAGCGAGGCCUCCUCUGUACGUGGCCGCAUGCAUUACAGGUUUUGUCCAAGCAACGUCAAAGGAAUCCCUGAAUCUUAAUAACUUUUUUUAGCUUUUCAGGUUCUUCUCAGUGUCUCUGCUUUUCUUUAGUCUUUACCAUCAGACAGACGCACUGUGCUCGCACCAUGUUGAGACAGCUGUGGGUCGUCUGGCUCCCGGUUCGCACCCCGGCUGUGAUCACUAAACGGUAUCGUGUGCGACAUUCGGCAUUUUUACAGUGCCGUGGAUGUGAUGGACAGUCGUAGUUUAUUACUUGGCACACAAAACCUGCAACGUGGCUUCAUAUAUGUUUCGUCCUAAAACCUUUAAAGCUUAAAUACUUCUUAAUUCAUUUUCUCUGACCUGUAAACACUGUCAAUUAGAGCUUGAAAAGAGUCAUUUGAAGUUAUUUUCUCCCCACAAAUCAAGCCAUCAUUGUACUUUAGAUCCGACCACAGGCCUGAUGAGUAAAGGCAGGUAAUCUGGUGUCAUUCCCAAUCCAGAAAAAAAAAAUAAAAAUUGCACGUUUCAGUUUUCGACUUCUGUCUUGUCGCCUGACCGUGACGUGAUGGAUGUGUCCGUUUCCGGUGGACAAGGAUCCGAACACAAAGCAGGGGAUGCUGGCUGGUUGGGCCUCCUGACUUCAUUUGGAAACGUUUGAGCUUAACGGUCCAGUUUACAGACGGAGAUGUUCGAGUAUCCCGGCCUCCUGAUGAGCUGGGCAGGAAUUGUAACAUUUUUAAAUGACAGGGGGGGUAGAAGGAGGAUGCAAAGAAUUGCUGUAUAAUUGUUACCUUUGUACAGAAUUUUUCUGAUAGCCGGUGGAUUGUACGAAGGUCCUGUGGGAUACGUUUUUUUUUAUAAACAAGACACGACUGCAGGUCUGUGAAUCGUUGGCUUUUUACACAAGGCGUUUCCAGAUUGGCGUUUUCAUAUUAAUCAGAAACUAACCAUUGUUGCAGCACGGAAGAGUGUUAAUCUAUGUACCCGAGCAGAUUAAAUAACCUCAGAUCUUUUGCCGAUUAUUUAUGAGUAUCUGUUUUGUUCUUAAAUGUACAUGUGCUCUCUGAAGGAGGGCACGACAUGAGCUGAUUAUUGAGUCGCUAAAGGGAGCCUGCAAGCUUGUGACUAUUUAUACCACACAACUGAUUACAGCUUUUUUGUUUUGCAAUGGGUUCUUGGCAUACUCUGGUUGUAACUUAAAUGUGUAAUACAUGCAAGACUGUAUGUUUUUUUUUUUUUCUUUCUUAGGCUAGUACCAAAAAGUUCUAAAGAUCUUUUUUUUUGUUUUGUUUGUUUUUGGUUUAAUCAGUUUCAUUAAAAAGUUUCAACUAAA